This is a messenger RNA of Bicyclus anynana (squinting bush brown), 869 nucleotides long. RefSeq lists its product as uncharacterized. Gene Ontology annotation, molecular function: catalytic activity. The record is from RefSeq and is a predicted model, not a curated record. The coding region runs from base 307 to 747 and encodes 146 amino acids. NCBI's taxonomy places the organism in Eukaryota, Metazoa, Arthropoda, Insecta, Lepidoptera, Nymphalidae. The transcript is spliced from 3 exons.
CCCGACCUCGCGGCACCCGGACCUAGUGCACCACCCCCCUCGGAUGGGACACCAUGGGAAGGCUGCCGAGGGUCGGAGGAGGUGCAUUCCGAUGACUCGGACAGCUUGACGAGCCAUUUAAACAUCCUUUUACAAGAGUGGGCCCCUGGGGCCCACCAUAACUGAUCUCAUUUUCAGUACCAUACAAGUGCUGCAGGCCAACCUCCAGCACAAACACCUGGCUGUAGCGGCUCUACGGCGACAGCUGGAGGUCAACGCUGACACCAUAGCCCUGAUCCAAGAGCCGUGGAUCCGGAGAAACACUGUAUGCGGACUCAGCAACUGCAGCGAGACCUAACAACAGUAAGAAUACAAAAUGGAACGCCUCAACCAUCGCAGGCGUCAGCCAGGCCGCUUGUCCUGGCAUCGCUAUACCUACCAAUAGAAGAACAACUACCACCACAGCAGGUCGUGGACCUCAUCAAAUACUGUGUAGAGAGCAACAUUGACCUCAUAAUAGCUGUGGAUACAAACGCGCAUCACUCCCUAUGGGGCAGUGAAGACAACAACAAGAGAGGUAUAACCGACAGCCCUCUUUGCAGAGCAUGCAUGGAGGAAGAGGAAACCCCGAUACAUGUUAUGCUUAGAUGCAGAGGUGUAUCUGAACAACGCGCAGCACACAUUGGAUCCCCAGCAACACUCCAUGAGGCGUUCGGCGACCUGGGCGGCCUGCUAAGCUUCUGGAGCGAGCUCGGUUGGCUGGAGUGACUCCGGCGGGGACCAGCACCGAAGGGACCUACGUACAACGGCCAAACCUUAGUGGCCAAGUGCGGAUAAGGCCCAGGAAGAAAAGAAGAAGAAGAAGAAGAUGGGUUGCUAAUGGUAUUUGC